CAAUGCAACAACUCAACCAGAUGUGUAGGAAAAUACAAUUGAGUUUCACUUGAAAGUGCAUAUAUAGAAAAACAUACGGAAAAACAGUUAUCUUACGCCGUCGAAUAAAACUCAUAAAUACUUAGAAUAAUGGAAGAUAGUGGAAUUGAUAGUGGAGACGUGACUAACAAACACAACAGCAUUGAAUGCAUUGAAAGUGAUGACUCUACAAACAAUAAUUUAACCGUUGCAUUCAAAGAAAAACAUUCAAAAUCGAAUUCAAUCAACGACGAUCUGAACGUUAUUAUCAAAACAAAUUCAGGGACAACAGGGAAAAAUAAGAGUUCAUUGAAUUCGUCGUGUCGAACGCUGCAAAGAAAAUUGGAGUUGAAGGUAGAACGUGCGAAAAGGAAUUAUAGUCAGCUGCAUGAUUCGUAUUUCGAACCGAAGCCAAAUUCAUCAACACUUAUACCAAUCAAUCGUCUUCAAAUACCCGGAUGCCAAGAAAUCGUUCCGCUAGUGGAAUACAAAUCAGCCAACAGUGACGACGAUGACGAUGAAGACGAAAUUGCAUAUUUUCCGGUUAAAUCGAAACAUAACGUGAAACAUGACCUUAGUGAUACAUUUAGCCUACAAGAAAUGACAAUAAUGGGAACCGAAUCGGAUGACAGUGAAUCUCAGACAUUGGAAUUUUUAUCUCCCAGUGUCAGUCACACAAAUUUAGAUAAGUUUUUCGGUUGGAUAUGUUGUGCCAAUCGUUUUUGAAAGUGGUCACAACACAUUUUCGUUAAGUUGAAUUUAGUGUUGGACACUACGAAGAUUGGGAUUCGUACGAGCAAAUUUGGUUCGAAGUUAAUUUAUCGAUUGUAGACGAAUGGAUUGUUUGAAUAAAUCGGCGAACAGGAAGAUAUCCGAGUGUGUUUGUGCUGAGUUACUCUGAAACAUUUAGAAAACAGUAGAAACUGCGAGAUUCAAAUUCUGGCUAGCGUCCAAUUAUAGGACUUUUGUAGCAACAAU
This is a messenger RNA of Bradysia coprophila, 996 nucleotides long. RefSeq lists its product as uncharacterized. The record is from RefSeq and is a predicted model, not a curated record. Lineage: Eukaryota; Metazoa; Arthropoda; Insecta; Diptera; Sciaridae.